AACUCCCAUCCCUCUCCCACUUAUUCCUUUCCUUUGCUUUGCGGUUCUAUCGCAAAAAAAUGUUCGCAGUUAGUACUGACCAGAUGUUGCAGUGCGGUGUUCCACGGCCAAUGUUGCCUAUUAACGGAAAGUGGAAAUCCAAGGUUGAACUUGCUCCCAAUUGUCCACGUUGUGCCUCCGCCAACACCAAAUUCUGUUAUUACAACAACUACAGCUUGUCGCAGCCCAGGUACUUUUGCAAAGGUUGCAGAAGGUAUUGGACCAAAGGUGGUUCCCUUAGGAAUGUGCCUGUCGGUGGUGGCUGUCGUAAGACUCGACGUGGCAAGUCCACCAGUGUCAACAAAAAUGGUGGUCAGGUUCAGGUUUCUGAGAAUCAUAGUAAUCACGAUCAGCAGACGAUUGGGACCAGUAGUUACUCCGAUGGAAACCCAGCGAACCAACCAACUCCUGCUAGUGGGUCGGAUAUUGAUCUAGCUGUUAUCUUUUCUCAAUUCUUGAACCAAAACACAAGCUCAGAUCAGCACGAGAUUCUUGCUCAAGAAUGGCCUAAUGAAGGGAUCGAUCCAUGGAGUGUUUUAGAACAAGAUAUCAACACCCCAAAUGAUUCAUCGAUGGAGUGCCCGGAUUUACCAGUGGUUCAUCCGAGUCCAGAAUCUUAUUUGCUUCAAGAAAUUCCUCGUUUUAAGCAACAUCUAAAAGAGGAUAAUAACAGUGUCGAGGGAUUGCUGGAAACUGACCCGAUGAAUGCGUUUGGGUUGCAGAAUUUGUUUGCUGAGGAAAUGGUACAAGAUGUUUUCUGGUCUAAUUCUGCAUCAGAAACUCCGAGCUUUGAAUGUCAAUCGAUGGUUCAACUGCAACAGUUCGAGUCCUUUCCGGUUGAUGAUCACCUAAAGGUUUCUGCAAACUUAAUGGCUGAUAAUUGGAGUGUCUUUGAUCUGUCUGGAUUUGAACUUUUUUCAAAACCCGGAAGCCAAAGUCAAAUUUCCAAUUUUAUAUAGUAACACUUAUACUAUUUUUUUAAAUAAAAUAUUAACAAUUAGUAAUAUAGAAGACUUUUAUUUUUAUUGUAUUUAAAUAAGCUUUGACCAUUUGAUUUAUCCAAAUAAAGCCUUAUUUCAAAUGAAUUAAGGAUUUAUUUAGAUAUAAAUUAAAAAGUAAGAUUUAUUUGAAUGCAAUAAAAAUACUAAAACAUUAUAAAUCUCAAUAGCU
Hibiscus syriacus is the source of this 1209-nucleotide messenger RNA. RefSeq names its product dof zinc finger protein DOF1.2-like. The coding region runs from base 60 to 998 and encodes 312 amino acids. The record is from RefSeq and is a predicted model, not a curated record. The transcript has a single exon. Gene Ontology annotation, biological process: regulation of DNA-templated transcription. Gene Ontology annotation, molecular function: DNA binding; DNA-binding transcription factor activity. Lineage: Eukaryota; Viridiplantae; Streptophyta; Magnoliopsida; Malvales; Malvaceae.